UCUGGGACAGAGACCUCCGAGGGCAGCGCUCCCCUCAGACUUCCAGCCUCUUUGCACUUUUCCCAGAUCCUUUUUUUUUGUUUUGUUUUGUUUUGUUUUUUACUUCAGCAGAAAUUGUCAGAAUUUUCUUACUCGUUGUUAUCCUAAAGCAGUGGCUCCGCCACCAACAUUCAUCCCCACUGAAUGCUGCAUUUUUUUCCAGGGUUUUCCCAGUGAAAUGUUUGUCUGUGUAUGUUCAGGUGGGCACAUCCAGCAUUUCCAGGUCCCUGGCACCAUGCUCAGAGAGGCAAGGAUAUGAUUUUCCAGGAGAUAAACAAAUAUCAGCUCAUACCUGAGGGGAAGUUUUGUAUUUAAUGAAAAAAUUAAAUCUAGGGAAAAACUACCAGGAUAGUUUUGGUGCUGUGUGUGGCCACCUCCUGUGCUGAGCAAUGCUUCUCCCACCCGAGGCUGUGUGUGGUUCCCAGGUAGCAAGAGCCCACCUUCUGAGUAUAUUUGGGAAAAGGAGUGAAUUCCAGGUGUAUUUAAAGCAGGUUUCUGUGGAAGAAAAAUAAACUUGAUCAAGCAGAGGAGUGGCUCUACCAGAGCAUGAUGUGGAUAUUGAGGAUCCUUGCCCACCUCCUGUGUGCCCAGGCUCCUGCUUUUCACCAUUUCUUGCAUUUUAUGGCUUUUUCCCAAUUAUUUCUUGCAGUGCAAGAGAGAUCCAAUGUGACCAGGCUCCUUCCAUCCAGCAGAGAAUGUAUCCAUAGGCAAAAUCCACAUCUCACAUGCUGAAUAUGCAUCUAGGGAGAUGAUCAGCUAUGCUGAUACCCCAAACUGGAGAUCAAUGGGACACUGCAGGUUAGUGGGGUGAUUCCAAAGGCUGGCAUCUGGGGACAGGGACUGGAUGACAACUGGGAGGGAAGUUUAGGGCAAGUUUUGGCCCUGGAGCUGGGCUUGGGCACCUCCAGCACUGAUUUGUAUCAGCCACACCUUGGGUUUUUGGGGAAAAUAUUCCUGUACCAAGCUGUAGCUCCGCUGAAAAAAAUGCUAAGGGGUACUAACUUCUCCCAGCAAAGCUUCCCUGGAUAAAACUGAAGGGAAAGAAAAGGCAAAAUCCAAGUAAGGUUCAGCCAUGGAAUGGAUGUGAAGGCAUGGGGAAGGGAAGAGCCCCUCAGCUCCUUCCUUGAUCCACAGAGGCACUUAAUGAUGCUGGGGAGAGCUCACAGAGGGAAAGGAUGAAACUCAUGAGGGUAACCCAAGGGCAUGGGAUGCUCCAAAAUAUCUGUGGAGGCUCCUGAGUGCCAAAAAGAAGAAAAGGGGUGCUGGCUCACGUGGCAUUUGUUUAUUUGCAGCAAGUCAAGCCCUGGAACAGGAUGUCCAGGGGGGAUCUGGUGGCUCCAUCCUGGGACAUCACCAAAGCCUGCCUGGACACCCUGGGCUGAGCCUGAGCAUGGCAAUUCCCAUUUUGGGAGGGUGGGCUAUGUGUCCCUGCACCGGUGCCGGCUCCUCCUUGAGGAGCCCAAGAUGUUCCGCUGGGACCUUGGAGCUCGUUCCUGGUCAUCAUUCCAGCUCCUCCACUGCCUCUGCCUUGUGGAGUGGUUGCGGGGCAUUCCCUGGGAAGCUCUCUGGGAGUUCUGGCUUCUCCUGUGGGAUCUUCCCCGGGUUUGGCUCCUUGUCGCGUUCCUGGAGGAACCCCAGUCUUCCCACUGGUGUCUCUCACUCCUUCUCGAGGGGGUGUCACGUUGGGGCCUUGGAGUGUGUCUGUCAUCGGCAUUCCAGCUCCUCCAGCGCCUCUGGUUUGCGGAGCGCUCGUGGGGCACCGUUCCCUGAGAGCCUGCCUGGGAGUUCUGGCCUCUCCUGUGGGAUCUGCCCCGGCUUUGCCUCCUUCUUGUGUGCCACUGUCCGGAGGAAUCAGAGUCUUCCCACUGGUGUGUCUCGCUCCUCUCUGAGGGGACAUCGUGUUGGGGCCCUGGAGUGUGUCUGUCAUCAGCAUUCCAGCUCCUCCAGCGCCUCUGCCUUGCGGAGUGCUCGGGAGAGCCUGUCUGGGUGUCCUGCUCUCUCCCGGAGGGCCUGUCCCAGCCACGGAAACGCUCCCUGCCCCUGCUCCACCUGCGGCGGCCCCGUGACCGUUCCUGCUGGCUCCAUGACCUGCGGGACCUGCGCCGGGAUCGAUGUCCCUGCGAGGAGGCCGGGACGGCACAUUGAAACCUCAGAGUUCGCCCCUCUUCGGGUGUGUCCUCUCUUCUCUGCUGCUGCCACCACCUCCUCCUCGGGGAGUCGCUGCCUCGGGUGUGCCAAGACUGCCGGCGGCCAUCGCGGGGCCACCUCAUGGAUCUCCUUGGCCUCCUCUCCCAGGGCCCGCCGCGCCCGGAGUGUCCGGAGCAGCUGCGCGGCCGCCGCGCCGAGUGGCCGCGCCAUCUCCGCUUCCUGUCGUAGGCCCGCUCCUGCACCUCGUGGUACAGGGCCACGUGCUGGGGGUAGGGGUGGCGCGUGGGCCGCUGGCACCGCGGGCACACGGCCUCGCCCAGGCUCCAGUCCCACAGGCACAGCUGGCAGAAGCAGUGCCGGCACGAGCUGGAGCACGCGGUGCCGAUGUCCCGGCACUCCGGGCACGCGGCGUCCUCCCGGCUGUCGUCCUGCGGCGCGGCCGGGGCAGCCUGGCUGGUGCUGGCAGCAGAGGUGCCCGGCUCUGGAGUGUCCUCCCUCGAUGACAUCUCGCCCUGCAAGAGGCACAAAGUCUGUUUGCAGCCGCCGCUAAAGAGCUACAACACCCAUCAUGCCCAGCAAAGCGCCGCGCACCCUGACGGUCCCCGUCCCGUGGGGCCGCGCGGUGCAUCACGGUGCUUGUAGUCCAACCUUCCCAGGCGGCGCGUGGCGCGGCGGCGUGCGGGGACUACAUUUCCCAGCGACCGCAGCGCCAGGAGCGGAACCGGGAAGCGCGAAGAUGGCGGUGGAUAAGGAGCUGCUGGAGCGGGACCUCUACGGGCUGCUGGGGAUCGGCGAGAAGGCAUCCGAGAAGG
Messenger RNA from Vidua chalybeata, 2999 nucleotides. It is a transcript of the gene DNAJC17, whose product is annotated as DnaJ heat shock protein family (Hsp40) member C17. Lineage: Eukaryota; Metazoa; Chordata; Aves; Passeriformes; Viduidae. Gene Ontology annotation, cellular component: spliceosomal complex. The record is from RefSeq and is a predicted model, not a curated record. The transcript is spliced from 2 exons. Gene Ontology annotation, molecular function: RNA binding. Bases 1430 to 2737 code for a protein of 435 amino acids. Gene Ontology annotation, biological process: spliceosomal complex disassembly.